This is a messenger RNA of Vollenhovia emeryi, 3258 nucleotides long. RefSeq names its product caldesmon-like. Bases 723 to 3188 code for a protein of 821 amino acids. The transcript has a single exon. Lineage: Eukaryota; Metazoa; Arthropoda; Insecta; Hymenoptera; Formicidae. The record is from RefSeq and is a predicted model, not a curated record. Gene Ontology annotation, molecular function: zinc ion binding; nucleic acid binding.
GUCGGCAAGCCUGCCGGUCAACACCCGGUCCUCCGCGACGAAGCGGCUGGUUUCUGCGUCUGGGGCCGACGUCCCGCUGCUGGGGCGUGCGGUCUGGCGUACGGGGCCGGUCGUGGAGGGCGGAGGGCCGGUCGUGUGCUUGGUGUGUGAGUGAGCCGCGGUCGGCUGCCGGUGGAUAUUUCCCUGAGACUAACCAAGGGGGGAGUAGUAAACCCCCCGACCGGGGACGAGCGGUGACGUCUGUAUCUGACCUCUGCCAUGGACUACGCGGGACUGUAAGACCAAUUUACUGGCAAAGUCCGCAGGAAGUGGCAUGUUCAAUGUGGGAAAACCGCUCCCGUCUCGUCCGUCUGGAGCCAAUCAGGGCGUUGAAGCCGGCAGUCCGGGCGCGGGUGUGGAGAGGCGCAUAGCCAGCGUCCUCUCAUACCCUGUGAGGGGGGAAAAUCCCUGACGACUUCUAGCCCUGGGGAGGGGUAUGCGGCCGAUCGGAUCGGUGCGCGCCCCUCUCCGGGGGUGAAGUAAAAACUAUAGCAUCAUAGUGGGCCUGGCCGUCUCCAGGGACCUUUUCUAUAGAGUCACUGACCGGGAUAGGGGGUGGCUCCCCCGAAAAAAACAUCUCCUCUGCCCGGUCCUUAAUUAGGGAUUUUCAACACCGGGGACAGUACCCCCACCGCGGUGGGGGUCCCAUGAUGGGCGAACCGGUUUUUUAAUCAACUGUGGAUAUGGCUAACAUCAAACACACACAACCAAAAAACAGAGGAGAGAAGCACACAAGCAAGAGGAUGGGCAACACCAAAGGGACAGGAGGUAGGGAGGAAGAGUCCCAAAGGACGCCCCGUCAAGAAGGUGCCGAUGAACCGGCAACGAGAGUGAAGAGCACGAAACCAGGCCCAGCGUGCUCCAAAGUGGCUAAGGACCUCCCGCUUCCGAUGGAUUCGGAUGAUUCGGACAUGGAGGCCAUGGUGGACGUCGAGGGUGAGGAUUCACUCACAGACGAAGAAUCUUCUUCGGCCUCGACAGUGGACGCGGUAACCGGCAAGCGGAAGAAGAGGGGGAGGCCGACUACAACGUAUGCAGGGCUCAAAAAAUUCAAGAAGACGGAGUGUAAAAGGGAGAUCCAGAGACUUAAGGCCGAGCGGAAGGCCCUGGCUGAGGCACUGGACCCCAAGGUUGCUCCUAGGGACACCACGCCAGAGAGGGAGACCGUCAGACAGAUGGAGGGUCUCAAUAAUACGCAGAUAGCAGCGGAGAUGCUAGAAAACGUAAAUGUCGUCCUAAAGGUUGCCGAGAGAUCGAAGAAUCUCAAAGGCACCUGGGUGAGAGAAUUGAAGGUGUGCUCGAAGAACCUCCGAGCCGCAGCCACAGUGAUCGCCUCGAAGACGGCGGGGUCUCACAGCAGGGUACUUGAGGAGGAGACAGCGAGACUAAGAGACAGAGUGAAGAGUCUCGAGGAGCAGGUGAAGGAACUGAUGUCCCUUCUUCACCAAGAGAGAGAGGCCAGGAUCAGGGCAGAAAGCCGGAAUAGACAAGGCAGGACAACAACAGAGGAGACGCCAGAAAUGGAGGAGACGCCAGAACUGGACUACGGGGCAGAUAACCCACCCCGAGUUAUGGCCCGUGUCCAGGUCCCUGCGAAACCCGCGAAAGCGGGGAAAUCUGCGCGGCCAAAGGCCCAGAGCCAAAAAGCGGAGACGUUAAAAGUGGCAAAACCGGAGUCCGCCAAAAGUACUAUGGAUGCGGUACGCAGGCCAAUGGUCAGAGGCGAGAGGAAGGAGUUGGACGAGCCACCUGCAGAAGAAGCCAUGGAAGGCAUUAGGAGGGUUAUGGAGGGAGUCUCCAUUAAGGAGGUGGUGAACGGGGAUCCGCAAAAGGUUAAACAAAACCUGGAGAACCUUAUAACUAGGUGCCAGGGUGCGUUAACCCGCAUUCCGAGGGAGCAGCAGCUGGGCAAGGAGAAGAACCCGAAGAAACUGCCCAUAAUCACCAAGGUGGAGGCGGUUAGGGACAAACUUCGGGUCAAGGCUAGGGAGGCGGCGGCACAGAUCGUUCGAGGCACGAAGGAUGAGAAGAUGCGGAAGGAGGAGACGCGAAAGGAGGACAAGACUUCUGCCAAGCCGACUACCUCAUGGGCAGAGGUGGUAAGAAGAGGGAAGAAGAAGCCCAGCGGUGCAAAGCAGGAGCCGGCGACGAAGCCCACUAAGCCGGCAGCUGUAGGCACCAAUAAGACCGGAGAAAAGGCGUCGGGAGAGAGGAAUGGAAAGGAGGCGCCAAAAAGGAGGAGGGCACCCAGGACACCCGCAGUGGCGAUCUCCUUCCCUGAAGGCCAAGCGGGGGAUGGUAUGCGAUACCUGAGGUCCCAAAUUAACUUGGAGAAAUUGGAAAUCAGCAGUCUAAAGCAUAGGAGAGCCCUCAACGGGGCGACGCUCCUGGAAAUUCCAGGAGGUGAAGAAGCGAAGGCGAAAGCGGAUUCGCUAGCCAGCCGUAUCAAGGCGGUAGCGGAGGAGAAGGGAGUCCGGGUCUCCCGCCCCGCAAAAAGGGCGGAGAUCCGGAUGAAGGACCUCGACGAAUCCGUCACGACGGAGGAGGUUCGAGACGCGGUGGCUAGGGUUGGAGAGGGUCCGAAGGAAGAGAUCAAGGUAGGCUCGAUCCGCCAUACUCCCAGUGGAUUUGGAACAUGCUGGAUCCAAUGCGGGAUUGAGGUGGCCAAAAGAGUAGCCGCGGCGAAGAAGAUUAAGGUUGGUUGGGUAGCAGCCAGGGUUGAGCUGCUGGAGCCCCGCCCUCUCGUUUGUUUCAAAUGUCUGGAGAGGGGGCACGUCAGGGGCCAAUGCAGGAGCAACAUUCAUAGGAGCACGAUGUGCUAUAGGUGUGGCCAAGAAGGGCACAAAGCACAGAGCUGCAGCGAGACCCCGAACUGUGCGGUGUGUAGCGGGAAAGGGCUGCCCUCCAACCACAAGGCUGGAGGGGCAGCCUGUAGACCCCCGAGCAAGGGGGAGAAGAGGAGAGAGGCCAAGAAGAGCCGGGAGGAGGGCCGAACUAAGAAGAAGACGGACAAGGAGAUAGUUGCGGGCCCGGCAGCCGAACAAGGGGAGCCGAUGGAGACCGAGCCAGCGGUGCAGGUGGCAAAGAAGCAACCAGGAGGAAGAAACAGCCAGGAGGAGGCUGGCAAGGGGGCGCCUUCACAGCCAUGAAAGUGCUCCAAGCGAACCUCAACCACGCCUGCCGGGCUCAGGACCUCUUUCUACACAGCCUGGCAGAGCG